AUGUUCAAUAAAAUCUUAAACGCUUAUUUCGCCAGUCUCGAAGACUUCAGUAUUGACUCACGAGGUGACGUUGGAUCCUGGGUCCGCGAAGUCGGCAUGAAAAGUCUCGGUACUUACGUUCCUCUCAUCACACGCAACGACGAUCUCAAUCCGACGUCUCCGCAAUGGUGGACAAAGGAUCUGUCGAUGCAAGUAGUGAAGAAGUUGUUGAAGCAGAGCGUGGAGAGGAUUGAUAAGAUUAGAGCGUGUGCAGGAACGAUUCUGAUAGAUUUAUUGUACGAGAAGAGAAUGACUGGAGAAUGGGUAUUGGACAUUAAUGGACGGAGCGUUUUGGAACGAGUUUUGAACAGAGAUGAAGAAAUACAUUGGAUAAAUCCGUCAGAGCUGUAUCCGAGAAUGAUACAACUUCUCGUGCUUCCGGAAUAUCGAUUUGAUCUCUUAGCAGGCCUAGUAGUUGCAGCUGGAGGGAUGACAGAAUCACUGGUCCGCUAUUCAAGUGCAACGUUGAUAAAGUACGCAAGCUCCCUUCCGCCAUUUGCUACCGACACCUCUUCGAUAUCCCUGCUGGACUUUGCCAAUGCACUCCUUGAAGUUUUCCGCGUAUACGGGAAACAGGAUCGAGUGGUGGUGCCAUUGUUAGAAGUUAUUGAUUUAUUGUUUGAGGCUGGGGCUUUGCAGAAAGGCAUUGAUUGUGGAUUUGAUUUUCAGGAGCUAUUUGAUAAGGUGAAGAAGGAGGUAUCCAAGAGCCGAGAUAUCAGAAAACUCAGUGCUGGUGUGCGAGUUUACUGCGGAUUUGUAACUUUGGGGGGAACUCUUCGUACAAAGGCGUUGCAGCAUUUACUUAGCUAUCUGGUUCAUCCAUUUCCUAAGAUUCGUCGCCUGGCAGCGGACCAGUUGUACAUAACGUUAACGGCAACUAUAGUUGAGGAUGAACCAGAUGAGAUGGUUGAGAUUGAAGAGAUUUUGUCAACUAUUGAUUGGAGUGACCCAGUAUCCAAACUAAAGGAAAUAAGAGAUCGUUUAUAUCCUUUAUUGAACGUUCCUAAACCAACUUUGAGGAUCGCUGGUGACCCGAGUGCAUCAACGACUGUUAACUGA
Paraglomus brasilianum is the source of this 1098-nucleotide messenger RNA. The record is from the annotation of a GenBank genome assembly. Lineage: Eukaryota; Fungi; Glomeromycota; Glomeromycetes; Paraglomerales; Paraglomeraceae.